Molecule: messenger RNA, 1796 nt
Organism: Cryptomeria japonica (Japanese cedar)
Lineage: Eukaryota; Viridiplantae; Streptophyta; Pinopsida; Cupressales; Cupressaceae
Exons: 7
Coding region: 452-1639 (395 amino acids)
Biological process (GO): regulation of transcription by RNA polymerase II
Cellular component (GO): nucleus
Molecular function (GO): DNA-binding transcription factor activity, RNA polymerase II-specific; RNA polymerase II cis-regulatory region sequence-specific DNA binding; protein dimerization activity
Source: RefSeq, a predicted model, not a curated record
CCCGCUGACCGCAGCCACCCGCUGCUUAGAAGCACGUGUAAGCUGCCCACUGGUGACACCCUCUGCAAAUUUAGUGACGGUUUGUUUCAUCUUGUGUUGCUUUUAUCCAGAUUCCUUUGGUUUUUCUCCUUAUCGUUCGAUUUUCCAGGUUUAAUUAAGGCUGUCGAUUCAGAAAGUCGGUGGUUCGGUCUUCAAUUCACUUUGACAAAGAUACCAGGAAAAUGAUUUUUUUUUUUCAAUCUGUGUCACAAGGAGGAAAAGCUUCCAGCUUCAGCAUGUCCUGAUCAUUCAUUGGUUUGCAGACAGGGAGAAUCUUUAUGUCAAAAUAAAAUGACAGUACAUCGAAGGAUCGAGCAACAGCAAAGGUAGGUAUUGGAUUGAAAACAAUAGUGGACAAUUUUACCUGGAGUUCGGUUGGCUGUUUGUUGAAGAGUAAUCUGCUUGAGAGAAAAUGCAGAAUGCCGCCUCUGUGCCGUCCUACGCUCGCGAAAGUUGGACCAAGCGUUUCCGUGCAUCCGAUUACUGUAUCGAAUCCUGCCGGCUUUUUUCUCCGGUUGCGACGACGUCGGAUUUGAAGAAUUCGAAUUAUCUUCUGGAAAGCAACACCUCUGACAGAAGCCGGAUAAGCGACGGCUUUUGCGAUGGCAAUUCGUCCGACGCGAAAAUGUUGAGCUUUGAGCGCCAUGGCCAUCAAAUGUUUCAGCCGUACAGUCAGGCGAGUUAUGAGAAGUCUGACAACUUAUUGUACGCAAAUAUUCUGCCUUCAUUAAAUGAGGGGGCCGUAGCUUGGUCGACGCCUUCCUAUUGCAAUAUUUCAGAAGCACCGUCUCACUGUACUCCUAAUGGCUUCCGUCAGGGUUUAGAAGCAGCAAAAUACGAUGUUGAGAAGGCAGAGUUAAAUGUCAAACUUCCAUCGCAGGAAUCUGAGGUGUGUUAUACCAUAGCUCAAGCUGCUGCCGUGGCUGUAUGUGACGGUGACCAGAGACAGUCUUUCCCGGAAGAUUUUUUAACCGCUGGUUGUAGCUUGAAAAUGGAGGAGAUGGCAAGGUUGAACGGCAUUUCAGUCGAGACUGCUUCAACAAAUCCUUCUUUUCAGUGGUCAAAUGUUGUAUCUUUCCCUGCCGAAGGAUCCGCUGCCGGCGCCUCUAACAUACAUUUCCCUCAGGCAUUCACUAGACACAGAAACGAGGGGGAAGAUUCUCCUCCGACAGAGCAAAAGAGAACGAGUUCUGCCUUACUCGAAAGCGAUCAAGGAAGUCCUUCCAAGAGGAUUCGAACCUCGGAUGCGCCAUUGAAGGUACAAGGAAGGAAGGAAAGCCUGGGAGAACGGAUAACAGCUUUGCAACAACUCGUCUCGCCUUUCGGAAAGACGGACACAGCGUCUGUGCUUCUUGAAGCCACCGGAUACAUAAAAUUUCUGCAGGAUCAAGUUCAGGUUCUGAGCACGCCGUACCUCAAAGGAUUCACCUCCGGCCAAACUCAAAAGUUGUUGCAGGAAGGAAACGCAGGGGAUUCAGAAAUAAGCGAGCUGAGAAGGCGAGGGCUAUGCGUUGUACCCGUCUCAUACACACGGCUAGUUGCGAACAAUAAUGGCGCAGAUUUCUGGGCAUCUGGAAUCGGAGGGGGUACCAGGUUUUGAAUAAUCUAUUUAUAAGCAAAUUUGUUCCUGUUUUUCCUGGGAGCAACUGAACACCCAUGCCUAACUUUAAACGGUUCGCCUCAUUUGUAUAUAACUGUAAAUUGAAUCGACUACUAAAAUAAAUGGGACCCUCCAAGUUAACGUAUUGUUCAUUUUC